AUGGAUCCCGCAUCUCUAAACUACGACCAACAAGAAUACCUAAACAAGAGAAUUUGGGUACUCGAAUUGGAAGCUGGAAUUAGAUCGACUCUUCCGGGCGAUAUAAAACAAAUGAUACAUCGACAUCUGAUUCCCGAUGCAGAGCCAAUCGAUAUCACCAGACCUGAGAACCUCGUGGCUCCAGCAUACUAUACUGAUCCGCAUGCCGAGUUCGACUAUUGGAGGCUUACACCUUUUGUGUUUGCCACUGAUAACAUACACGAUGCUGUUAUAGCUACGAAUGCGCAUCGGUUUGUUGACAGGGUCCUUCUCAAUCCUACACACAUGGCUCGCUUCGACACUUUGGAUCCACCCAAGCAGAUCAACUACGAGAUAUUGAUUCGAUGGGACUUUGUGCCUCACUUUCUACCCGAGAUCUCUUUACCGAAUGUGGAAUCGCUCUUCGAUUUGCUACAUGUCUUGGGUGGUCAUCCCAAUCGCAUCAGGCUCAAUUUCCUGUUCAAAGAUAUACGAGUGGUGUAUGAUAGAUCUCCCUCAUCGAAGAAAGAGAUUGCACCAGACAAUAAAGGGCGACUCCGGAUCAUGAAAGCCAAAAUGCUGGAUCUGUUGCAAACAGCCAUGAUGGAAUAUCAUCGCUGUCUGGAUACACCAUCUACAGUCUCACGACUACAGAAAUGGGGCAGAUACAUGAAACACGCCGAUGCAACUAAUCCUGCCAUAACAGAUGCUGACAAGUAUAAGAAAGUCAGAGUCUGGAUGGCAGAUGCGUGUUCGGAGUUGCUUGACCGUAUGUGGGUCAGUGGAUCUGGACGACGAGCUGGAUUUGUUAAGUGGCAUAUGUUGGAGGCCUUUGGUAGGGAUCAGAGUUACUAUAACCAGGAUCCUGAUGUGAUGUUGUAUGUCAACGAACCUGGGAUACCUUUCUUGCCAUUGAACAAGGCGCGGUUCUUCCCAUAG
Messenger RNA from Aureobasidium musti, 957 nucleotides. Lineage: Eukaryota; Fungi; Ascomycota; Dothideomycetes; Dothideales; Saccotheciaceae. The record is from the annotation of a GenBank genome assembly.